CCUUCAUCCUCAUCUCGUCACAAUCUCAGCUGCAUCUCGCGCAUCAUAUGCGAAUAGGUAUGGACUGAAUGAGCUAUCGCGGGCAACCGUAUCCGACGACGACGACUUGACCCUCUUCACGGUCAUUGUGGUCACCCUUCCAAUGCCGCUUCAACCUCCAACUCGACCCCACUCCGCCAAUCCUCACGUCUCCCUUCGUCCCUCUUUAUUUGCUUCGAAUUCUGAAUCGACUUUUCAACGUGUAACUUCGCAAGGGCCGAGGCACAUCACUACUGGAGGCUAUAGACGGCAUGGAAGAGAAGGCGACUGGGAAGAUGCUUGGGACUCGAGUUCUGAUACCGAAGCGGACAUUCAGCAAAACAACGUCGAACCGCGUUUGACUUCUACCUCUUCUUUAGACCAGACGGCGGAGAUACCUAUGCCUCGACGCGAUGAUAGUACAGAACGGAACGAAGACGUGAUCUCAUCGUCUUGGGCUUCCGCAUCAUACCAUAAUAUCCCGACUUCACCGACAGGCACCUCAUCCCCCUCUUCCAUUCACAGGCCGCAAAUCUCAUCGUCCAAGACGUACACGGAUGGUGCGACGCCUCCACCUCCCGGCACGCAUGUUGUCGGCAAUGUGCACAAGAAGACUGCCAGUGGAUCAAAAUCCUCAUUGCCCCCUGGUGGUGCUUGGGAGAUUGUCGAGCCGGCGGAGCUGAAAGAAGAGGCAGUUGAGCCAAAAGUCGCUGGGAAGGAGGCAGUCAGGGAUGACCUCGAAGACAUUCUGAAGGACCCAUUACAACUUCUAUCGUCUUUAUCCCUCUCCGCACCUUCUACACCUGUACCUGCUGGGGCGAAUCCGAGCUCUUCAUUUCCUUUUCUAUCACCAGGAUCACCCUCAACAUCUAGCUCUGCUCAGGUUCCAGCCAUAUCAGCUGCCAUGAAAGCGUCCACAUCAACUCCUCGGACGCCCAGCAGAUCGGAAGGUCUCGGUCGGGCACGGAGUGUGAGAACGGAACGGCGGCGAGACAAGUUCGCCAAAGUUCUACAGGGCAGAACUGCUGUCGGUGGAUCGGUAGAGUUAGGCGAGUUACGUCGUCUUGCCUGGUCGGGUGUGCCUGAUGAGAUAAGGCCGAUCGUCUGGCAAUUGCUCCUGAACUACCUGCCGUUGCCCUCACAACCGCGACUGGCAACACUACAGCGCAAGCGGAAAGAGUAUUCUCAAUUGGUCGAUCAAUACUUUGGGCGUGGUUUGGCAUCACUGGACCAACAGAUUUGGCAUCAGAUUGAGAUUGACGUACCUCGUACGCGUCCCAGAAUACCUCUCUGGAGCUGCGUCACAGCUCAACGCGCACUCGAGCGUAUAUUGUACGUCUGGGCUAUCCGGCAUCCUGCAAGUGGUUACGUCCAAGGAAUCAACGAUCUCGUCUGCCCAUUCUUUCAAGUGUUCUUGAGCGCAUACAUCGAUACCGAUCCUGAGCUAUUCGAUGUGGUACAUUUACCUGCGAACGCUCUGUCGGCCAUUGAAGCCGACACAUUUUGGUGUCUAUCAAAACUUCUCGAUGGCAUUCAAGACAAUUACAUCUCGCAUCAGCCGGGUAUACAACGACUCGUUCAGCGUAUGCGAUACCUUGUCAGACGUAUAGACGCCCCACUUGCCGCUCACUUUGAAGAUCAAGGAGUUGAAUACAUGCAAUUCGCUUUUCGUUGGAUGAACUGUCUGCUGAUGAGAGAGAUAUCGGUCAAGGGAACUAUACGGAUGUGGGACACGUACUUGGCUGAAGGCACAGACGCAUUUUCGCAAUUCCACCUCUACGUCUGCUCAGCGCUUUUGGUAAAAUUUUCAGACCGAUUGCGCGAAAUGGACUUCCAGGAAAUGAUCAUCUUCCUUCAAUGCUUGCCUACUUCAUCUUGGACAGAUCACGAUAUCGAAUUGCUCUUGUCCGAAGCCUAUGUCCUCAAAACGGUCUGGCAAGGUGCGGAGAAUCACUUUGCAAAUCUUCCCAACGGACAGGAGUUUGGCAUGUUGGGACGUUAGGCCGGCCGCAGAUGAUCAACACAUCUGGUAUCCACGAAGCAUGCAGCGUGUACGAACAGAACUCCCAGGAGACCAAUCAUCUUUACAUACUUCUGCAUAC
Kockovaella imperatae is the source of this 2120-nucleotide messenger RNA. Its product is annotated as rab-GTPase-TBC domain-domain-containing protein. The record is from RefSeq and is a predicted model, not a curated record. Lineage: Eukaryota; Fungi; Basidiomycota; Tremellomycetes; Tremellales; Cuniculitremaceae. Gene Ontology annotation, biological process: activation of GTPase activity. Bases 143 to 2020 code for a protein of 625 amino acids. The transcript has 10 exons. Gene Ontology annotation, cellular component: Golgi apparatus. Gene Ontology annotation, molecular function: GTPase activator activity.